Molecule: messenger RNA, 2028 nt
Organism: Anoplopoma fimbria (sablefish)
Lineage: Eukaryota; Metazoa; Chordata; Actinopteri; Perciformes; Anoplopomatidae
Gene: cnga1b
Product: cyclic nucleotide gated channel subunit alpha 1b
Exons: 15
Biological process (GO): monoatomic cation transmembrane transport
Cellular component (GO): intracellular cyclic nucleotide activated cation channel complex; plasma membrane
Molecular function (GO): intracellularly cGMP-activated cation channel activity; intracellularly cAMP-activated cation channel activity; protein-containing complex binding
Source: RefSeq, a predicted model, not a curated record
AUGGCCAAAGUGACUCCAACGGUCCCGUCCCCCAUCUACAGGUUGACUCCGCCCACCAUCGUUCUACAGGACAUGGAGGAGGAGCCAGGUGACAGAACCAAUCAGAGAGCCGGACCUGGAGUUCUGUUUAACGUCAACAACAGCAACAACAAUGAAGAAGAGGAGGAGAAGAAGAAAAAGAAGAAAGAGAAGAAAGAGAGAAAAGAGAAGAAGGAGAAGGAGAAGCAGGAGAAAAAGGAGAGGAAGGAGAAGAAACAGAAGGAGAAGGAGGAGAAGGAAAAGGAGAAAGAGAAGGAGAAGGAAAAGGAGAAAGAGAAGAAGGCCAAAGAGGAGGCUCCCAAGGAGAUCGAAGUGAUUGAUCCGGCGGGUAACACCUACUACCACUGGCUGGCUGUCAUCACCAUCCCCGUCAUGUACAACUGGACCCUGAUCAUAGCCAGGGCGUGUUUCGAGGAGCUACAGACCGACUAUUUGGGACUAUGGUUCUUUGUGGACUUUGUGUGCGACCUCACUUACAUCGCAGACAUGAUCUUCAGAACAAGGACUGGUUACCUGGAGCAGGGUCUGCUGGUGAAGGACGAGCAGAAGUUGCGUGAGCGCUACAAGAACAGCUUCCAAUUCAAGCUGGACCUGGUCUCCAUGAUUCCCACCGACUUGCUGUUCCUGGUUGUUGGCGUCAAAUACCCCGAAAUCCGCCUCAACAAGCUGCUCAGGUUCAACAGGAUGCUGGAGUUCUUCCAGAGGACGGAGACCAGGACUAACUACCCCAACGCCCUCCGUAUCUCCAACCUCGUCAUGUACAUCGUCAUCAUCAUCCACUGGAACGCCUGCCUCUACUACUCCGUCUCCAAGGCUAUCGGUUUCGGUAGUGACAGGUUCGUGUAUCCCGACCCGGCGGAUCCAGAGUUUGGUCGUCUGGUGAGGAAGUAUGCCUACAGUAUGUACUGGUCCACACUGACGCUCACCACCAUUGGAGAGACUCCGCCCCCCGUGGAGAACUCCGAGUACUUAUUCGUCGUCACUGACUUCCUGGUUGGCGUGUUGAUCUUUGCCACCAUCGUCGGUAAUGUCGGUUCCAUGAUCACCAACAUGAACGCUGCCAGAGCCAACUUCCAGGCUCGCAUCGACGCCAUCAAACAGUACAUGACCUUCCGAAAGGUAACGAAGGACCUGGAGAAGCGAGUGAUCAAAUGGUUCGACUUCCUGUGGACCAAUAAGAAAGCAGUGGACGAGAGGGAGGUGUUGAAGUACCUGCCUGACAAACUGAGAGCCGAGAUCGCCAUCAACGUCCACCUGGACACCCUGAAGAAGGUCCGAAUCUUUGCGGACUGCGAGGCUGGUCUGCUGGUGGAGCUGGUGCUGAAGCUGCAGCCUCAGGUCUACAGUCCGGGAGACUACAUCUGCAAGAAGGGCGACAUCGGCAGAGAGAUGUACAUCAUCAAGGAGGGAAAGCUGGCCGUCGUAGCCGACGACGGGAUCAAGCAGUUUGUCGUCCUGAGUGACGGCAGCUACUUUGGCGAGAUCAGCAUCCUGGCGAUUAAAGGCAGCAAGGCGGGAAACAGGCGGACGGCCAACAUCCGGAGCAUCGGGUACUCCGACCUCUUCUGCCUCUCCAAAGACGACCUGAUGGAGGCGCUGACGGAGUAUCCCGACGCCAAGGCCCUGCUGGAGGAGAAGGGAAAGCAGAUCCUGAUGAAGGACGGACUGCUGGACCUGGAGCUGGCGGCUCAGGGCCCCGACCCCAAAGAGAUCGAGGAGAAGGUGGACCGCAUGACGAGCGCGCUGGACACCCUGCAGACGCGUUACGCCCGACUGCUGGCCGAGCACGAAGCCACUCACAGCAAACUGAAACACCGAGUCAACCGGCUGGAGAGGAAGCUGGCACCGCCACGACUAGAGAAGAAGAAGAAGCAAAAGAAGAAGAAGUUGGGUUAAAACCAAGAGGAGCAGGAACGGGAAGUCUUUAGAGGAGUUACAAAAAAACGAUUCACUUCACGUCACCGGUUCAUUUCAGCGUUUCAGUCUUGA